AUGGCUUCCUCACUCAAAGCCCCAGAGCCGUUUUCGUUUUCGGCUAGUGAUUUGGCCACACAGUGGGCAGUGUGGCGUCGACAGUUCCAGUGGUUUUUGAUAGCCACAAGAAAAGAAGAAGAUGACGAAGAGGUAUUGGUUGGUGUCCUUCUCACGCUUCUUGGCAUUGAGGGUCUCAAAGUGUACGACACGUUUACGUUCGCAACAGAGGGAGAUUCUAAGAAAAUUGAGCCGGUGCUAAACAAGUUUGACGGUUAUUUUGAACCACGCCGCAGUGAGGUAUUCGAACGUUUCAAGUUUUUGCGUCGUCAUCAACAACAGGGAGAGUCGUUCGACACUUGGCUGGUUGACCUGCGAGCAUUAAUAAAAAACUGUAAUUAUGGAGACGCCUCCUCUGCAAUCUUACGUGAUCAAAUAGUGCUUGGUGUGGCUGACGGUAAAGUCCGCGAAAAGUUGUUGUUCGAGAAAGACCUGACCUUGGAAAAAGCGACUGAAAUUACAAGAGCUUGUGAGUCAUCCAAGUCUCAAUUGUCCCAAAUCGAGGCUCAAAGUACUGAGGCUGAGAAGACACAUAGUUUGGAUCAUAGAAAAGCCCGCAGGCAAGAGAACCGUUCAGGCACAAGUGGCCAAAAAGAUGAAAAUAAAAAAGCACAGUGUCCCAACUGCGGGCGCCAGCACGGUCAUAAUAAUUGUCGUGCCGUCAAUGUCACCUGUUUCCAGUGCGGUUCAGUGGGACAUUACGCAAGUUGUUGCAGCAGCAACCGGCGUCCACCAAACUGCGAUCGGCGCGAAUCAGCCCACCCUCGCCCGUCCAGAUAUCCACCACGUGAUGGAAGAGUACACACUGUUGACGAUGAGUAUGACUAUCUUCCUCAACGUUUUGAGACCGGUUUCAAUUUUGAUGAAGACUACGUAGUUCAAGCGCUGGAAACGAAUGGGAGUGAUAAAGAGUGGUUUGAAAACAUUUCAGUAGAUGGCGUGAUGGUUAAGUUCAAACUUGACUCUGGAGCCAGUUGCGACCUCCUGCCGUAUGAGCUGUUCAAGUGUGUCCCUCGAAGCCUUCGCCGUCUUCAGCCGGGGCCAAAAGUUCGAAGUUACGGAGCAAAGGGUGGAUAUUUGUCGGUUGUUGGGGUCUACUGCACGGAAAUUUGCCACAAGAACAAGGUUAACAAAGUAAGCUUCGUAGUGGUGGAUGAGCCGGGACAGCCUGCCAUACUGGGACUUCGCACAUGCGAGCGGCUGAACCUCAUCCACAGAGUGCAUGUGAUAAAGCCGUUGCCUGUUGAUAAGUGUCCUACAAUAGUGUUUGAGUUUAGUGACGUUUUUAGUAACCAGUUGGGAAGGCUGCCAGUAGCGCACGACAUCAAGCUCAUCACGGGAGAAGGUAGGAUCCAGCCAACAGUCUCUGCAGCAAGCCGCCUGCCGUUCAAGUUAGAGAAGACAGUGUUCAACAAGCUUGACGAGAUGGUCAAAAAUCACAUAAUUACACCUGUUACGGAGCCGACUGAGUGGGUAAGCAGAAUGGUGGUUGUCGGAAAGCCAAAUGGAGACGUCCGGGUGUGCUUGGAUCCGUCUGCCCUCAACAAAGCGAUCCAAAGACAACACUUCACGGUGCCCACAGCCGAACAGCUCUUUGCGAAAAUCGGAAACGCCAAGUACUUCUGUAGUCUUGAUGCGGCGUCGGGUUUCUAUCAAAUACCGCUAACAGAAGAAGCGUCUUACCUCUGCACCAUGGCAACACCAAGGGGCCGGUACAGGUUCCUCAGAAUGCCUUUCGGAAUCAAGUCUGCACCAGAAGUUUAUAUAGAAACAAUGGCUAGUUUGUUUGGUGAUUUGAAGGGUGCGCUUAUUUAUUUCGACGAUUUUCUGGUAGUAGGAGAAACACUCCAAGAAGUGGAAGUUAACCUUAGACAAGUGCUCGUUCGCUGCAGAAAGCAUAACCUAAAGCUGCAACUGUCAAAGUGCCGGUUCUUCGAAAAAGAACUCCCCUGGCUAGGACACGUAAUAACGGAAGGGGCACUAAAAGUGGACCCAGAAAAAGUUAAAGCUAUCGUAAACAUGCCGGAGCCCGAAGACAAAAAGGGCCUCGUCCGCCUGCUGGGUAUGGUUACUUAUCUCGACAAGUUUUGUCAGAACCUUGCUAGCCUCACCCGUCCGCUUAGGGAUCUGUUAAAAGAUGACACAGCCUGGACUUGGGAAGAGCCACAGAAGGCGGUCAUGAAGAAGAUUAAGACUGCGGUGACCACGCUUCCAGUGUUACGUCUGUUCGACCCGUCGAAGCCAGUGGUGGUCUCAGCUGACGCCUCGUCUAUAGGAAUCGGGGCUGUAUUGUUGCAGGAUGGCCAACCGGUAGCAUACGCGUCCACCUCUCUUACGCCUACACAAAAGAGAUAUUUUCAAAUUGAAAAGGAGCUGUUGGCGGUCCAGUUUGGGCUUAUGCGCUUUCGGCAGUACGUGUUUGGACAGCCCGUAGUAGUGGAAACGGACCACAACCCGUUAAUUGGUCUGUUGGAAAAGCCAAUAGCCGCCAGUUCUCCCAGAAUACAGCGCAUGAGACUACAACUCCAGCGGUUCGAUUUUAGCCUCCGGUAUAAGCCGGGAAAAGAGUUGUUCGUUGCUGAUGCCCUAAGCAGGGCCCCUGUGCCCAAUCAGUAUCAAGAUGAUGUCACCCAAUUGUGUGAAGAACAAGUGUUCUUCGUGUUACAUCAGAUAGCCCCGGCAGCUGACACACGCGCUCGAUACGCAGAAGCAACGGCGGAGGACCCAACGUUACAGCUAGUAAAGAAACUAACCUUAAAAGGAUGGCCAGACCAUAAAAGCCAAUGCCCGGUUCCUGCAAAACCUUACUGGACAGUGAAACAUGAUAUUGCUGAGGUGGACGGGUUGCUCCUGUAUAAAGAGCGCUUAAUAGUUCCCACGUCACUACGGCAGGAGGUGCUAAAAGGCAUUCACAGUGGCCAUUUCGGCGAAACUAAGUGUGUGUUGAGAGCCAGAUCGGCGAUUUAUUGGCCGGGAUGUGAGGAUCAAGUCAAAAAUGUCGUAGCGAGCUGCAACAUCUGUCAGUCAAAUCGAACCCGCAACCCGUCACAGCCGCUAUACCCCGUAGAACUGCCUGUAUACCCAUUUCAGUUCGUAUCGGCUGAUAUCUUCAAGUUCCAGGGACGGUCAUAUUUGUUGACGGUAGAUGCCUACAGCAAGUGGCCGUGUGCAGCUCAGGUAAAAGAUCUGUCAGCGGCGGCAACAGUUAUGGAGCUUGACAGAAUAUUCGCCGAUUUUGGGUCACCAGAAGUCAUCAAAACAGACAAUGGGACCCACUUCGCAAACGCUGAGAUGAGGGCAUUUUGCGCUCGACAUAACUGCCGCCUCGUAACGUCGAGUCCAGAGUACCCCCGCUCCAAUGGCCUGCCGGAACGUCAUAUCCAAACUGUCAAAAGGACACUUCUGAAGAUGCUUCAAGAAGAGAGAACGCUGUCUGAAGCUUUGGCGGCAAUUCGCUCAACUCCACUGUCAGAGUCCCUUCCGUCGCCAGCGGUGCUGUUGCAAAGCCGAAAUUUGCGCGGUGCUCUGCCGUUCUUACGGCCCAAACUUCAACCGGCAGCAGUCCCAGCAACCAGAGUGGUUCAGCAGCUGCAGAAAAAGCAAGCGGAAGCGUCGUUCUUCCAUAGGUAUGUCCCAGAUAUUCGGUGUUCAUCACUGCGUGUAGGCCAGUACGUGCGAGUACUAGUCUCAGGUAUCUGGCUAAGAGGCGUGGUAACGGAAGUCUGCCCAGAGCCAAACUCAUACCUGGUCAAAACGAGUGAUGGACGUUCCUUCAGGCGCAACAGGAGCGCAAUUAACGUCGACAAGUUGCCACCAGUAGUACGCCGCAUAGCCGACCGUCCUGGUCAGCAAGUCAGCUCCCCUUGGCGAGAUCUGUUGGACGUUCCUAAACGCCGAGUUCUAACACCACAAGGGCCCGCUGGUCGAGUGGUCGCCGAGGAGCCCCGCCAACGAGAACCUAAGCUGGCCAACCAGGUAACACCGACCGUCAGCCCCAACAACAACAACGCUCAACAGGCCGUAGAACCAGCUGGUCGGCAGCAGAGGCUGGUACAGUUUCAAACUCGGUCGGGAAAAGUAUAUUCUAAACAAAACUGA
This is a messenger RNA of Daphnia carinata, 4137 nucleotides long. RefSeq lists its product as uncharacterized. Bases 1 to 4137 code for a protein of 1378 amino acids. The record is from RefSeq and is a predicted model, not a curated record. NCBI's taxonomy places the organism in Eukaryota, Metazoa, Arthropoda, Branchiopoda, Diplostraca, Daphniidae. Gene Ontology annotation, molecular function: zinc ion binding; nucleic acid binding. The transcript has a single exon. Gene Ontology annotation, biological process: DNA integration.